UCAGCUGACAUCUCAUUCAUGUGAAAAAUGCACUGUGUGUCUCUAUAGUAAAUGGAGUAAACAACAUCGUGGUUGGCAUAAUAGUGAAGACGAGAACGUAAUGAGGAGCAUCAGUGAAAAUAGUUAAUUAAAAACUGCGUCGACAGAUCGAGUAUUAAAUUAGUGGGCACCAUGGAAGAUGUCGAGGUAUUAUACGAAGCAACUGAAGAAGACGAAAUAGCAGCGAUAGACUUUGAGUUACGCCAAAUCCAGGGAGAGAUUGAGAAACUGAAGGAGCGAAAAUUAGCCCUGUCGCAGCGCAAACAGAAGCUGCAGGAUGACGCCCUCUUGAAGAAGAGCCUGACAGUCUCGAAGAAAGAUUGGGAAAGAGAUGAUUUCCCUUGGUCGAAGGACCUCCUCGACGCCCUGACCAAAGUCUUCAGAAUAAAGCGGUUUCGAGAGCUCCAGAAAGCCGCAAUAAACGCUAUUUUAUCCAAAGAGGACACGAUAUUGGUAAUGCCAACUGGUGGUGGCAAGAGUUUGUGCUAUCAGCUGCCAGCAGUGAUCGGCAAGGGGGUGACAAUCGUGAUAUCGCCCCUGUUGGCUCUCAUGGAGGAUCAGCUGCACGGGCUGGAGAAGAUAAACGUCAAGGCGGGGAUGAUGAACCCCAAGUCCGACAAGACCGUGACGAAGUCUAUCAUGGAUGCUCUGGAGGGGAAGGACGAUGGCCUGAAACUCGUUUACAUCACCCCAGAGUACAUGAAGAAAUCCAAGAGGUUCAUGGCGAAGCUGCAGAAAGCCUUCAACAUGAAACUACUUGAACUGUUUGCUAUUGAUGAGAUCCACUGCUGCAGCACAUGGGGACAUGACUUCAGACCGGAUUAUCAGUUCUUGGGCUGUCUCAAGGACAUGUUUCCAGGUGUUCCAAUCCUCGGUCUCACCGCGACGGCCCCAGCGAAGAUAAUAAAUGACGUCCAAAAGAUGCUCGACAUCCAAGGCUGCCUAGUCCUCCGUGCCUCGUUCAACCGUCCGAACCUCUUCUACGAGGUUCGCCGCAAGCCAGCGGACAAAGAGGUCUGCCUCUCGAUGCUAGCCAACCUCCUGAAGACCCGUUUCGCCGACAUGUCCGGCAUAAUCUACACAACAACGAUAAAAGACGCCGAGCAACUGACCUCGGACCUGCGUGACAAGGGCCUGAAGCUCGGUUGCUACCACGCAAUGCUCGAGCCAGAAGUGCGAUCGAAGAUCUACCAGAGAUGGAUAACGGGGGAGUACCAGGCAGUGGUCGCAACAAUUGCCUUUGGCCUGGGGAUAGACAAGCCCGACGUGAGAUUCGUUAUUCACCACUGCGUGUCCAAGUCAAUGGAGAAUUUUUAUCAGGAGAGCGGUCGUGCUGGGAGGGACGGGAAAAAGGCGGCUUGCAUCGUCCUCUAUCGUCUCGCUGACAUCUUCAGGCUCAGUACAAUGGUCAUCGGCGAUAAAGUGGGACUUCAGAACCUUUAUAAGGUCCUGGAGUACUGCCUCGAGCCUGGCACAUGUCGCAGGAGCCUCAUUGCCAAGCAUUUCGAGGAGAACUGGAGGCAGGAGGACUGCGCUGAGAUGUGCGACCACUGCAGAAGACCCAAGAAGAGCAAGGAGACUGACAUCGGCUCGCACUGUCGUCAGCUCUAUCAGAUAAUCGAGAAGGCCCUCAAGGGCGAGACUAAUCUGACGUUGAUCAAGCUGAUGGAUGCUUGGUUCAACAAGGGAGCUGUUGCCUACAGGGUCUCCUCGAUUCCAGUCCCCAAGUUCUCGAGGGAAGCUGGGGAGGCCAUCGUUGGGCAUCUUCUCGUCAAUGGGUACCUCAAAGAAGACUUUGUGUUCAAUGCCUAUGCCAAUCUCACGUACCUCAAUCGAGGACCCAAGUCCGGACUCGCUAUGGAUAAGAACCAUCGGAUUAUGUUUUGUCAUGAUCAGGCUUUGGAUCUCUGAUUUUUUUAGAG
Molecule: messenger RNA, 1961 nt
Organism: Diachasma alloeum
Lineage: Eukaryota; Metazoa; Arthropoda; Insecta; Hymenoptera; Braconidae
Gene: Recq1
Product: ATP-dependent DNA helicase Q1
Exons: 3
Coding region: 172-1950 (592 amino acids)
Biological process (GO): double-strand break repair via homologous recombination
Cellular component (GO): chromosome; cytoplasm
Molecular function (GO): 3'-5' DNA helicase activity; nucleic acid binding; ATP binding
Source: RefSeq, a predicted model, not a curated record